AUGUUUCCCUGGGGGCUGAGCUGCCUGUCGGUGCUUGGGGCGGCCGGGACCGCUCUCCUGUGCGCCGGCCUGCUGCUAUGCCUGGCCCAGUACCUCUGGACCCUCCGCUGGAAGUUGAGCCGGGACCGGACCUCUGCCCUGCCUCUGCCCAAGGGUUCCAUGGGCUGGCCCUUCUUCGGCGAAACGCUACAUUGGUUGGUUCAGGGCUCGAGUUUCCACAGUUCCCGCCGGGAGCGCUACGGCACAGUGUUCAAGACCCACCUGCUGGGCAGGCCAGUGAUCCGUGUGAGCGGUGCGGAGAACGUGCGCACCAUCCUGCUGGGUGAGCACCGCCUGGUGCGCAGCCAGUGGCCGAAGAGCGCGCACAUCCUUCUAGGCUCCCACACACUUCUCAGUGCGGUUGGUGAGCCUCACAGGCGGCGGCGCAAGGUGCUGGCACGUGUGUUCAGCCGCACCGCACUGGAGCACUACGUGCCGCGCCUGCAGGAGGCGCUGCGGCGUGAGGUGCGCUCCUGGUGUUCUGCCCGCGGACCCGUAGCUGUCUACCAGGCUGCCAAGGCGCUCACCUUCCGCUUGGCUGCGCGCAUCCUGCUGGGUCUGCGGCUGGACGAGGUGCGGUGUGCCGAGCUGGCCCGGACCUUUGAGCAGCUGGUGGAAAACCUCUUCUCACUGCCCCUGGACGUGCCUUUCAGCGGUCUGCGCAAGGGCAUCCAGGCCAGAGACCAGUUGCACAAGUACCUGGAGGAGGCCAUUGCUGAGAAGCUUCAUGAAGAUACAGAAGCAGAGCCAAGAGAUGCCCUCAACCUGAUCAUUCACAGUGCUAGGGAGUUGGGUCAUGAGCUGUCAAUGCAGGAGCUGAAGGAGUCCGUUGUGGAGCUCCUCUUCGCCGCCUUCUUCACUACGGCCAGUGCCAGCACGUCCCUCGUUCUGCUGCUACUGCAAAAUCCGGCGGCCAUCGCCAAGAUCCAGCAGGAGUUGGCGGUCCAAGGGCUGGAACGCGCGUGCAGUUGCACGCCUGGGGCCUCCGGGCCAGGGCCAGACUGUGGUUGUGAGCCUGACCUCAGCCUCGCGGUGCUGGGCCGUCUGCGCUACGUAGACUGCGUAGUCAAGGAGGUGCUGCGCCUCCUGCCGCCGGUGUCCGGGGGCUACCGCACAGUGUUGCGCACCUUUGAGCUGGACGGCUACCAGAUCCCCAAAGGCUGGAGCGUGAUGUACAGUAUCCGGGAUACGCACGAGACGGCAGCUGUGUACCGCAGCCCGCCGGAAGGCUUCGACCCGGAGCGCUUUAGCGCAGCGCGUGAAGAUGCUCCGGGCACCUCUAGCCGCUUUCAUUACAUCCCUUUCGGUGGCGGAGCGCGCAGCUGUCUUGGCCAGGAGCUGGCACAGGCAGUAUUGCAGCUACUAGCUGUGGAACUGGUGCGCACAGCUCGCUGGGAACUGGCCACGUCUGCCUUCCCUGCCAUGCAGACGGUGCCCAUCGUGCACCCGGUGGACGGGCUUCGGCUCUUCUUCCAUCCGCUCGCGCCUCCGGCCCCAGGGAAUGAGCUACACCUCUGA
Molecule: messenger RNA, 1557 nt
Organism: Urocitellus parryii (Arctic ground squirrel)
Lineage: Eukaryota; Metazoa; Chordata; Mammalia; Rodentia; Sciuridae
Gene: Cyp26c1
Product: cytochrome P450 family 26 subfamily C member 1
Biological process (GO): sterol metabolic process
Molecular function (GO): monooxygenase activity; iron ion binding; heme binding
Source: RefSeq, a predicted model, not a curated record